AUGGCACCUAUUACAAUCGCUGUCGUGGGGGCAACUGGUUCUCAGGGUGGAGCUGUCGUGACGGAGCUCUUAAAAUAUCCUGAGAGGUAUCGAGUACGAGGCCUCACUCGAGAUGUCAACAAACCUGCUGCUCAACUCCUUUCCGCAAAGGGCGUUGAAGUCGUAUCUGCUGAUCUCAGUGGUGGCAGCAGCGCUUUGGUCAGCGCAUUUGCUGGAGCCAGCAUCAUAUUUGGACUGACCGACUUCUGGGCAUCUCGUUCAUCUACAGUCGAAGUCCAACAAGGCAAAAGCCUUGUCGAUGCGGCGGCGGCCACGUCCACUUUGACGCACUUUGUUUGGAGCGCUCUCCCUGAUCCAGUUGCUCUUUCAAAUGGGAAGUAUCUAAAUGUUCAUCACUGGAAGGGUAAAAGCGAAGUAACCGAAUACAUUAACGAGACAUAUCCUGCGCUUUGGGCAAAGACCACGACGAUACUCUUCCCGAAUUAUUUUGAGAAUUGCCUAACCAACCCAGCCUCGUAUUUGCCUAAGAAUGUAUCGGGCACAUAUGUCCAUUCGUUUCUGCACAGCCCAACCACUGUCCUGCCUAAUGUUGCUAUCGCUGAUACGGGUAAACUUGUACGCGCUGUAAUUGAAGACGGACAGCAGUACUAUACCAAGACGAUCGCAUUCUAUGCACAGAGCUUGUCCGAGGCAGAGAAGCUAAAGACGUUGGGAGAAGUUUUGAACGUCCCAACAAAAUAUAAUCAGAUCAGCGCGGCAGAAUUCCAACAGGGUCUUGUUAAAAACUGUCCAAUGACCGAAGAAAAUGCUUUGGACUUCACUGAGCAGCUCCUGAUAUUUGAGACAUUCGGGAAUGUGUACGCUCGAGACGAGUUUAUACAAGCCGCAGAUAUACCAGGUAUUUCAUUGACAACUUGGAAAGAAUUUGUUCAAGGCCAUGACUUGCUUGGCAAGAUCAACCAUCCAAAUUAG
Molecule: messenger RNA, 972 nt
Organism: Trichoderma gamsii
Lineage: Eukaryota; Fungi; Ascomycota; Sordariomycetes; Hypocreales; Hypocreaceae
Exons: 5
Coding region: 1-972 (323 amino acids)
Source: RefSeq, a predicted model, not a curated record